Molecule: messenger RNA, 4010 nt
Organism: Toxorhynchites rutilus septentrionalis
Lineage: Eukaryota; Metazoa; Arthropoda; Insecta; Diptera; Culicidae
Gene: Tbc1d8-9
Product: TBC1 domain family member 9
Exons: 13
Coding region: 116-3736 (1206 amino acids)
Molecular function (GO): calcium ion binding
Source: RefSeq, a predicted model, not a curated record
AGCGUUUGUGUUGACAGUCGUAUGAAUACAACGGAAAUGUUUUCAUUCUUUUCCUUCGGCUGAGAAACAUAACAGUGCAUAAAUUGGGAGAAACAAUAUCAAUUUCUAAUGAAAAAUGUGGAUUCCGCCGCGGGAUUGUGCAAUGCCAUUUGCAUUAUGGGUUAGCGAAAGUACUUUAACUACAUCCAACUACUUUCUGCUCCAGCACCGAAAAGGUCACGGAAGCCAUCGAGGAUUUUCGUCGAUGCUGGUCGGGACAUUAGAUAAUGUACUUGAUACAAAGCCGUCUCCCUAUCGCAUUCUUCACAUACAGCCUUCGACAGGACUUUAUUAUGAAAUCGCGUCGGACAUUACCCUGGAGGCUAUCCUUAAAGACUGGGAAUGGCUUUCGAAAAAUCUGUUCCGCGUAAUCAAUGAAAUGGAAACGGAGGAGGAAAUUACAAAUUUCGUUAUUUGCAAAAUUCAAUCGCUGCUUGCUCACAGUUCCCGAACAACGGAGGAAAUGGUCGAUCCGACCAGUUUCCAGAUUAUGGUUAACAAGUUCCGGGACAAGUUCAAGAUGCCCGAAGACGAGAAGCUGGUCAGCUAUUACUCGUGCAGUUAUAUCAAAAAGGUGCCACGGCAGGGACAGCUGUAUCUCUCACUGAAUCAUCUCUGUUUCUACUCGUACAUGUUUGGGGCGGAAAGUAAGCUACGCUUUCGGUACACCGAACUGACCGAUAUCAAAAAGUCCGGCAAUAUGAUAACCAUCAAAACGUCGCAAAACAAGGAAUACACUUUCGCGUUUCUAUACUCUCCGAGUGAAGUGUACAAUCUGAUUGAACAGCUUAACAAGCUUACAAUGCAAAAAUUAAUUCAAGACCCGGACCGGCCAAUUGUUGAUCACGAUCCAGUGAUUGGACGCAAAAUGGAGAGAAAUGUUAGCCAAAAAACGGUACUAUUGCGCGAUUUAACUACGAGGCAGUUGUCGGACGAGUAUCGAGAAUAUUUCCGGCUUCCGCUGACCGAAAUUCUGGACGGGAAAAUCACCGCCUCGCUAUGGACACCGCACAGUAAAAAACACGUUAAUGGUAUUCUUUAUCUGUCACAGGGCUAUCUGGCCUUUAGGAGUGACGUCUAUGAGCUAGUUGGACUGGUCAUUCCGUUGAACAAAAUAGUGAGUGUUGAGAAAAAAGAAGAUGCUCACGAUCGCUUCAGCAAUCGAAUAAUAGUCACAACGUCGGAUGCCAACAUAUUCCUAUUCUCGCACAUUCUCGAUCGUGAUUUCCUGAUCAGCAGAAUUUCUGAUCUACUUUCAAAAACUGUAACUUCCAGCAAACCUGCCGAUGAUAUUGACUGGACGAAACAGGAACCGCUGAUGCAUCUUUUCAAGGAUCCGGACAAUAAAGCUUUUGACGAUUUGCAGGCCGAGAAGCUCAAGAAAUGGGACGAACAUUUCUUCACAUUUGGACGCGGCAUAUCGAUGUUCCGCACGACGGAAACAAUCAAUUUAGUAAUCGACGGCAUUCCAGAUCAACUGCGCCGCGAGGUAUGGAUGAUAUUCUCCGGUGCUGUCCACAUGAAACUGAUGCAUCCAGGUCUAUACAUGGACCUUGUCCAGCGGGCGAAAGACCAACAGACGUCUACGUUCGAGGAGAUUGAACGUGAUCUGCAUCGAUCGCUUCCCGAGCAUCCUGCAUUCCAAACGGACAUCGGCAUUUUAGCGCUGCGUCGAGUUCUCCAAGCGUACGCGUUGAGGAAUCCCGAGAUAGGCUACUGCCAAGCGAUGAACAUAGUUUCUUCGGUUUUCCUCAUCUACUGCGACGAGGAGGACGCGUUCUGGAUACUGAGCUGUUUGUGCGAAUCACUGUUACCGGAUUACUACAAUGAUAAGGUGGUCGGCGCUCAGAUUGACCAAGGCUUGCUGGACGAACUGAUUGGUAGUCAUUUGCCCAAUCUACACGUGAAGUUGGGUGAUUUGGGUAUGAUUCGGAUGAUUUCGCUUUCAUGGUUCUUGACGAUUUUCCUGAGUGUCAUGCCAUACGAAAGUGCACUACACAUAAUCGACUGUUUCCUAUGCGAUGGAGCAAAAGUGAUAUUCAUUAUAGCUUUAAAAAUUUUGGAAUGGAACCAGGAUAAACUUUUGAAUUGUAAUGACGACGGAGAGGCGAUGCAGUUACUAUCUAAUUAUCUAAUGGGAAUUUACAAUGACGAGGUACAGCAAAUCAAAAUUAUAGACAAGGAACGAACUCAACUAAGGAGUCAGUCAGUGCAAACGUUGAUCUACGAAGCAUAUCAGAGGUUCGGAAAGGCUAUAACAUCACAGAAAAUUGAAGAACUAAGGAACAAGCAUCGCAGAUUGACCGUUCAUCAGUUGGAAAAAGAUCUGGAAAACAGUUUCGUUAAAAACUUCAAAGAGAAUGGCUAUUUCGAUGCUGAAGAGUUGCGAAUGCUGCUCUCUUACGCCAAGGACGAAAAAAUCAAUCUCAAAAACUGUAGCCGCCCGACCACAAUGAGCGGCAGUGAACCAGUGUAUGACGCAGCUCUUCUGAGUGAUGCCAAAAAGCGCUUCAGAGAUAAUCGUUAUGACUGUUUUCGGGUGGAUUUCGAAACCUUUCGGAAGUUGUACAGCGAUCUGACGCCCUGGGGACACGUACAAAACAUUGAUGUGGCGGAAAAACUGUUUAGGCUUAUGGACAAACAAGUGUGUGGAUAUCUCGAAUUCAAGCAGCUGAUAUUUGCUCUAGGGAUUAUAUGCUCGAAACGCACAACAGAGAAGCUAAAAUUAUUGUACAUUUUGCAUUUGCCACCACUGCUUUCGGCACUGGAAAUUGAGAACAGGGGUCUCUCAGAUUCAAAAGAUUCCGAUACCGAGAUAGCAACAGAAGCGGAGAACUUUUUCAGUGAUAAUCCAAUCGAAAGCAUCAAAUCCCUCCCAUCACCAAUCGACAUCAGUCUAGAGACAACAGACAUUGAAAAUCUCUCUCUGUCUCACUUCAACGCCACCCCGAAUCUGUCGAUUGAUGAAUCAUCCACAAAUGCCGAAACAUCGUCGAUUUUCUACGUGGAUCUACCGGCGACAUCGACUGCAGGCACUGCACCUAAUAUCGCUUCAUCGAGCAAUGCCAACAUGGGUGAAGGUGAAUCAAAUGGUUCCCGGUCCGAUCUCAGCGAUUUGGGAUUCAAUAAGAUAAGCUUCGAAGAUGCGAGCAGCAGCACGACUACCAAUGGACGACGAGUACCAGGAAAUGAGGCGAGGAGCAUCAGCAGCUUGAGGAUAUUUCUUGACGAGCCAGACUCUAAUUUUACCAACAAAACCAUUCCGAACAUGACCCAGAAAAAUUUCAUUGCCCUCUGGACCACAUUGCUGGAGAUUCUGAACAGGGGCAAAAAAGCACCCGAUAGUGAAGUACAACACGCAUACAACGCAUUAAUUUCAUUGGGUGAAGAUACAAUCCUGAACCAGAGCCAAGACAGUAAUGAAAGUUUUACUGAGUUUUCUUUUUCUCAUCAGAGCGAGACGGACUCCAAUGGGAAUCCAUCAAGUUCUAAUGCGGAUCGAUCGCCAAGUUCAGCUCCGAAGCGGAAUACUCCCGAUGAUCAGAAGCGAACAUCUGAGUUGUGGGAAAUUACUUUAAAUCAAUUUGUUGCAACCACUAUUUCAGUUAGUUUGAUAGACGAACACUUCUCACAGUCGUUCUCGAUCAAAUCGCGGAUUGAAACACUACAAAGGAAUCGACGGAAGUGUAAAAGUUAGACAAACACAUAUUUGGUUAUCGGUUUAUUCAAUCGUACUAGCUAUCGAGAUUUGAUUGUGGUGAAAAUGAGUCGGGUAUUCUGGACCGAGCACUGUCUUGUAUAGACAUAGUUCUUCUGCAUUUCAUGCUAUACGAGGAAGAAAUGCCCCCGUGACAGUAACAAACAUAAUAUAGUCCAUAAAAAGUACCUUCAUAACUAAACGCAAUAUUCUAGUAACUGUUAUGAGUUAUCGCUGAUUAUAAUAUGAAGUAAAAUGUAUUUUACCUAAUAUA